ACCGAGGACCUUAGGGCCCUCUUGUAUCACCGGCGUCAAAUGUAUCUGAGGGUCCGCGAACUGGCCGACCAUCCUUCUGUGAUAGGUUUCUCUAGGAGGCAAAGAACGAUAGUAAUGUCGCCGGACCAGUAUGCAUCCCAUAUUCAGGCUUUCCCGGAAGACGAACAGUUGAUCAACAAAGAAAUCUCACACUUCUUGACGAUGUAUAUGCUCUUCGGCGGGGGUGUGAUGCCUGGUUCGCGUAGAAGACGACGACAGUCAGCGAAUCAAAGGGGUACAGAGGCGACCUCUAUGAAUCAUCCAGAUAAUGACGAGGACGAAGACGAUGACGAUUUCAUGCCCCCCAUGCCUAGACGUUCGAACAGAAAUACAGGAGAAAGUUCUAGGAACACUGCAAGAGGACGUUCACGCACAACAUCGAGAUGCCAUACAACUGAUAGGGAAAUAGGACGUGGUACCACCUCGGAGAAACCUCAAGAUGAAGACGACGACGACGAUUUCAUGCCACAACGACCCCGCCCUCCGAGGCUUCCAUCUCCGGAGGACACCGAUGACCCUGAAAAUGAUGAUGGAUUUGCUCGUACUCAUUUUUACAACUUCCCAGAACCACCUCGGAGACGACAACCAUCUUACCCGGAUAGCUUUGACCAUCGCACCUGGAAUUCUUAUGCUAAUUUGCGUCGCCACUUUCCUUCGCCCUAAGCAUCUAUUGUAACCCUAUAUAUUUUAUUCCCUUAAGG
Messenger RNA from Phragmites australis (common reed), 740 nucleotides. RefSeq lists its product as uncharacterized. Bases 40 to 702 code for a protein of 220 amino acids. The transcript has 2 exons. NCBI's taxonomy places the organism in Eukaryota, Viridiplantae, Streptophyta, Magnoliopsida, Poales, Poaceae. The record is from RefSeq and is a predicted model, not a curated record.